Molecule: messenger RNA, 9127 nt
Organism: Pelodiscus sinensis (Chinese soft-shelled turtle)
Lineage: Eukaryota; Metazoa; Chordata; Testudines; Trionychidae
Source: RefSeq, a predicted model, not a curated record
CUUACAUGGAAGAGGAACAAAUACACAGCUGCUUUGGGACUCACCUUUAUUGGAUUUAAUACAUGCUCUGCUAGCAACAACUUUCAGCUAUGGAAUCGACGGUUGAUGAUGAGGCGAUGGCAGCAUAAAUGAAGAUCAAGUAGGGAAGGCAGAACGAUGCCCAAGGGUGGGUGUUCUAAAACACCACAGUCAGAAGAUUUCUCUCUCAGCAACGACAUGGUGGAGAAACAAACGGGGAAAAAGGAUAAAGAUAAAGUUUCCCUAACCAAGACUCCAAAGUUGGACCGGAGUGAUGGUGGCAAGGAGGUGAAAGAGAGAGCUACAAAACGGAAGUUGCCUUUCACUGUGGGAACAAAUGGAGAUCAAAAAGACUCGGAUACAGAAAAGCAGGGUCCAGAACGGAAGAGGAUUAAAAAGGAGCCUGCCACUAGGAAGCCUGGCUUGCUGUUUGGAAUGGGGCUUUCGGGGAUCAGGGCUGGGUACCCACUCUCUGAGCGCCAGCAAGUCGCCCUGCUUAUGCAGAUGACAGCAGAAGAGUCUGCAAAUAGCCCAGUAGAUACAACACCAAAGCAUCCCUCUCAGUCUACAGUGUGUCAGAAGGGAACUCCUAACUCUGCCUCCAAAACCAAAGAUAAAGUAAAUAAGAGAAAUGAGCGUGGAGAGACUCGGCUGCAUAGAGCUGCCAUCCGAGGAGAUGCCCGGCGCAUCAAGGAACUCAUCAUUGAGGGUGCAGAUGUCAACGUUAAAGACUUUGCAGGCUGGACAGCAUUGCACGAGGCAUGUAACCGGGGUUACUAUGAUGUUGCAAAGCAAUUGCUUGCUGCCGGCGCAGAAGUCAACACAAAGGGGUUGGAUGACGACACCCCGCUGCAUGAUGCAGCUAAUAAUGGGCAUUUCAAGGUGGUAAAAUUGUUGUUACACUAUGGAGGGAACCCUCAUCAAAGCAACAGGAAGGGAGAGACGCCUUUAAAAGUUGCUAAUUCACCCACCAUGGUGAACCUGCUCCUGGGAAAGACCACCUAUUCCUCUAGUGAGGAGAGCUCAACAGAGAGCUCGGAAGAGGAGGAGGAGGAGGACGCCCCUUCGUUUGCACCUUCGAGCUCUGUGGAUGGCAAUAACACAGACUCUGAGUUUGAAAAAGGCUUGAAACAUAAGACCAAGACUCAAGAACCCCCCAAAACGAUCACACCAGUCAAGGACGAGUAUGAGUUUGAUGAAGAUGAUGAGCAGGACAGAGUCCCGCCUGUUGAUGACAAGCAUUUGCUGAAAAAGGAUUACAGGAAAGAGACUAAAGCGAACAGUUUUAUUUCCAUACCCAAAAUGGAAGUUAAAACGUACACUAAGAAUAACACCAUUACACCAAAGAAAGCUGCCCAUCGCAUCCUGUCGGACACGUCAGAUGAAGAGGACGCCAGCGUAGCGGUGGGGACGGGCGAGAAGCUGAGGUUAUCGACUCACUCGAUACUGCCCAGCAGCAAGACGCGAGAGCCCGCCAACACCAAGCAACCGAAGGAGAAGAAUAAAGUGAAAAAGAAGCGGAAAAAGGAGACCAAGAGUAAAGAGGUUCGGUUUGGCAAAAAAAAUGACAAAUUUUGUUCCUCUGAAUCAGAGAGUGAAAAUUUAGAGACUGAGGAGGAUGAUAGGGACUCCGUGCAAAGCUCUAGCUGUGUAAAGGACUCUAGGCUAGUGCUAAAGGAAUCCUCCUUGUUCAACUCUCUGUCUGCCUCUUCCACCUCCUCUCACGGGAGUUUAGCAUCACAGAAACAUAACCCUAACCUUACAGACCAGCACUCCAAGCACUGGAGGACAGACAAUUGGAAAACCAUAUCUUCUCCGGCAUGGUCUGAUGUCAGUUCCUUAUCGGACUCCACAAGGACGAGACUGACAAGUGAGUCCGACUAUACAUCUGAGGAUUCGAGCUUACAAUCAUUAAAGCCGGUGAGGAAGAAGCAGGAGCACAAAAAGAAAAAUAACUCACACAAUACAAUUUCUGAGAAGAAGAAUUCAUUCCAUGCCAAUGCAGACGGAGCUAUUCCAAAGCUGGACAAGGAGGGGAAGGUUGUCAAAAAACAUAAAACAAAACAUAAACAUAAAAACAAAGAGAAGGGACAAUGCCCCGCUGGCCAAGACGUUAAACUAAUCAAAACUUUUUCUUUUGAAUAUGAGGACUCUAAGCAAAAGCCUGACAAGGGUUUGAUAGAGACUGAAAGUCCAAGUGAAAAUAAAUUAAAAGUGUUAAAACAUGAGAGAGAACACUGCAAGAAGGAAGAAAAGCUCUUGAAAAAUAAAUCAGAGGAGAAGGAAUGGGUGUUUAAAGAUGAGACUGGAAAAACCCCCAAAGAGGAGAAAUCAUUAAAAAAAGUCAAAGAGGGGAGCAAAGACAUCAGCAAAUUUUUCAGAGAGGAGAAGUUGAGUAAAUCAGAAAAAGAGAAACCAGUAAAGGAGAAAUCUCCCAAAGAGGAGAAACCUAGAAUACAUAAGGAGGAGAAAAAGAAAAAGUCAAAGGACAAGCCAUCAAAAUCUGAAAAGAAGAAUGAUCUGAAGGAAGAGAAAAUUACUAAACUGGAGAAAGAAAAAACCUUCAAAGAGGAGAAAGAAAAAUGUAAAAAAGAAAAAGUUUACAGAGAGGAGCCUGGAUUUGAUGAGUUUAGUAACAAAAACCAAUUGCUGGAAAGCGAGGACACAAAAUUUAGCCUUUCUGAUGAUCAGCAAGAGAGAUGGUUUUCUGAUUUGUCAUCCGACUCAUCCUUCGACUUCAAAUGUGAGGAUAGCUGGGAUUCUCCAGUAACAGACUUCAGGGAAAUUAAAAAUGACUCCAUGGCAAAACUAAUCAUAGAAACAGUGAAGGAGGAAAUUAAGGAGAAGAAAAGGGAGACUAAAACAAAAGAAAAGAAGGAAUACAAUGAAAAACGUAAUGAAAAGGACACUUUCUUAAAAAAGAGAGAGAGAGAAAGCAUCGACAAAAACCCUGAGAAGAAAAAGGACCAGACUGAAAAGCAUAAAGUCACUCCUAGUUAUCUGCCUGAAAAAGACAAGAAAAGGAAAGAUUCUGCAGAAAGCAUUAAAGAGAGAAAGGAAAAAGAUCCAUGUGAAAUCAACAAAGAGAGAAAAGAUUCUUCUGAUAGCUGUAAAGACCGAAAGGACAUAAAAAUUAAGCAAGAGGAGCCCUAUCGAGAUGAGUUUAAAGAGUAUGGCUGUGAAACAUUCUUCAAGGAGAAAUCUGAUCUUGAAUGCAGUGGGAAAAAUGCAGAGAAUUGGGAAAGGCACCAUUCAGGGAAGGAAAAGGAGAAGAAAGAUGCUUCUGAUAAGGACAAGAAAGAGAAACUGAAACCAGAAAAAUAUAAGGAGAAAUCUAAGGAAGCAGACAGAGAGAAAAAUGAAAAAGUUGUUGCUGAGAAAAACCAGAAAGAUAAAGAACUGGAUAAAAGUUUUAAAGAGAAAAAAGAUUCUAAGGAAAAAUACAAAGACCUGCAUAACAAAGACAAAGAAAGGAAGACUUCUUUUGAUUAUAUCAAAGAAAAGAAAAACUUCUCUGGAGAGAGAGAGGACUUCUCUGAAAAAAAGGAUGAGAAAAAAGGAAAAGAGAAAAGUUGGUACAGCAUAGCAGAUAUCUUCACAGAUGAAAGCGAAGAUGAGAAGGAUGAUUACAGCUUAAGCGGAUUCAAAAUUGGUGAGGCCGCUGGGGGUGAAUUGCAUCGAAUGGACAGUCUACAAGAAAAAGAUGAUAGCAUGGCUGCUGAAAAGGAACUUUAUCUUGCUGACAAGCCCAGAAAGUACUCUUCUGACAGGCAACAUUCGGGAGAGAAACAGAAAGAUAAAGAAUCUAAAGAGAAGAAAAAAGAUAAAGGCUUGGCAGAAGGUGGCAAGGAGAAAAAAGAGAAAAGUUUCUUUGAAAAGCACAAAGAGAAGAAGGAUAAAGACUCUGUUGAGAAGUAUAAGGACAGGAAAGAAAGAACCUCGGUAGAUUCUACCCAGGAAAAGAAAAACAAGCAAAAGCUCCCUGAAAAAGCUGAAAAGAAGCAUGCUGCUGAGGAGAAGGUAAAAAACAAGCAUAAGGAAAAGAUGGAUAAAGAACAUUCCAAAGAAAAGAAGUCUUCAAAAGGGGGAGAGACCGAGAAGAGCCUGUUGGAAAAAUUGGAGGAGGAGGCCCUCAACGAAUAUAGAGAUGACUCCAAUGAUAAAAUAAGUGAGAUUUCUUCUGAUAGCUUCACAGACAGAGGACAAGAUCCAGGACUAACCAACCUCUUUGAGUCUUCUAACCUUUCUCUUACAGAUGCCUCUGACGAAAAGUAUAAAGAUUCUCUUCCUUUGCCUUGCUUGCAAGACAAACUCAAGGAGAAGGAGAGGCACAGGCAUUCCUCAUCUUCAUCAAAGAAAAGUCAUGAAAAAGAGAAAGCAAAGAAGGAAAAAACAGAGAAAAAAGAAAAGGUGGAUGAAUUUAAAGAUGCCAGCAAUAGAAAAGAUUCCACUCAGUAUGAAAAAGAAUUAUCUGUGGAUGGGGAGACUUUUGGCAUUUCCUACAGCGUGAAAGCAGAGGUCGAGGAAGAGCUGGAGAAAAACAUGGACUACUUGCUUUCAGAAAAGAAAGAUAAACCUGAUACGGAGAGAGAGCUCUCAAAGAAGGCAGAAAAGGAAAAGACUUACAGUUCUGGUGCCAUCAACACAGUCAAAGAGAAGAAGAAGAGAGAGAAACACAAGGAAAAAUGGAAGGAUGAAAAGGAAAAGCAUAGAGACAAACAUACAGAUGGAUUCUUUAAACAUCACAAAGAUGAGACCAAGUCUUUGGUUAAAGACAAGGAUAAGGACAGCCCUCAAGUUAUCACAUUCAAAGAGAAGUCAAAAGAGGAGAGCCUCAAAUUUAGUGACACCAAACUGAAGGAGAAACUCAAGGAAAACCAAGAGAGAGACAAAACAGAGUCUUUAAAGAUAAGUAAUGGAAAUGAUAAAAUAACAUUAUCCAGAGAUGGUACCAAGAAAGAUAACAGGCCUAGAGAGAAGCUGCUGGGUGACGGAGAUCUAAUGAUGACCAGCUUCGAGAGGAUGCUGAGCCAAAAAGACCUGGAAAUCGAGGAGCGCCACAAACGACACAAAGAGAGAAUGAAGCAAAUGGAGAAGAUGAGGCACAGAUCUGGAGACCCCAAAUUAAAAGAUAAAAUUAAAACCUCUGAAGAGAUGCGCAAAAGGAGUCUAGAUUUGACCACAAAGAAACCACUAACACUUGAUACUCAACUAAAGGACAAGAAGCUCAAAGAGCUAGGUCCACUGACUCCCAUAUUGUCACCAGAUAAUAAGCCGCAGCCCGCGAUGGGAACAGAUUCAAAAGACUGGAUAACUGGCCCUCAACUGAAAGAAAUUUUACCUGCCUCUCCCAGGCCAGAUCAGAACAGGCCAACAGGUGUUCCAGCUCCAGCUUCUGUAGUGUCUUGUCCAAGCUAUGAAGAAGUGAUGCAGACACCAAGAACUCCCUCAUGCAGCAAUGAAGAUUACCCUGACUUGAUGUUUGAUUGCGCUGACUCUCAGCAUGCGCUGCCCAUGACCACGAUGUCCAUGAAUGCAUGUUCUCCUUCUUUUUUUGACAGAUACGCUAAUGCUUCGAGUGGACUGCCAGACAAUCCAAGUCAGACUCCAACAAGGACGGUCCCCUCCACAAACCUUUAUCGCUCAAUCUCUGUUGAUAUAAGAAGAGUCCCUGAAGAAGAGUUCAGUGCUGGAGACAAGUUUUUCAGGCAGCAAAGUGUCCCAGCAACAUCCAAUUAUGAUUCUCCAGUGCAGCAUCUGUUGGAGGAAAAAACCCCUCUGCCUUCUGUUCCUGCAGAGAAGUUUCAGUGCAUGUCUCCAGGGUAUUACUCUCCUGACUAUGGAGUCCCAUCACCUAAAGUAGAAGCUUUGCAUUGUGCACCUGUCGGCAAUGUUGUCCAGUCACCGGAAAGCAUCUUUUCUGGCUUACAAGCAAAAUCCUCCCCAUCUCAUAGAGAUGAGCUGCUUGCACCUUCUGUAGAAAGUGCGCUCCCCCCUGACCUCGGCAUGCCGUUGGACUCCACAGAAGAGCAGCAAGCGACUGCUUCCAUUUUGCCCGCAGAAGCUUCAUUUUUACCCCCUAUAGAAGAAAAUCAUUUCAGUUCAGGUAUUUCAGAGCAGAGCAACAUGGACUGGGAGAACCCUCCUUCCAGGAACCCUGACCCUCCCAUGCCUCCUACCUUGAUUGGUAAUCCGACUGAGCAUCCCGCCAGCUGGUCAGUGGGAGCAGAACUUCUAAUGAAGUCUCCCCAGAGGUUUCCUGAAUCGCCUAAGCCAUUCUGCUCACUGGACCCAAUACAUCCCACACCAGUGCCCUUUAUUGCUACAGAUUCUCCAUACCCAGUUUCUCCUAUUUCAUAUCCAUUGUCUGUAUCUGAACCGGGGCUUGGUGAAAUAAAGGAAGAUGCUGAAGAAGCUGUUGCAGGGGAAAUGGCAACUGCAGAAGAGCAAGCUCCUUACAUGUCUCCUACAAGAUUAGAUACCUUCUUCAAUAAUUGCAAGCCUCUUCCAGAAGAAGCACAUGAGAUGCCUUCAGAACCCUCUUGCAUGCCAGCAGAAACUCAGGCAGAAGCUGUCAGUGCUCUGGAAAACAGUUACUUGGAAAACAAUAAUGUUGCACCUGUAAACCCAGAAGAGCGGGUGACAUGGCCUGAUCCAUUCACAAACUCAGAAGAUGACUUGGAUCUUGGUCCCUUCUCGUUGCCAGAAUUGCCACUACAAACUAAAGAUGUUCCAGAUGCUGAAAUGAGUGAAGUGGCCCCAAUAGAAGAAAGCUCAUUAAAUGUCCCAGAAGUCAUAAAUACCGGGGUCAUAAACAUGGGUGUGUCUGUCACAGCUUCCAGUGAGCAGGAAGAGCUGCCGCUGGUAGAAGCAGCAGCUACUACUGCUAGUAACUUACUAGCCGUGGAACCAGAGCCACAGCCUGAGGAGCAAAGAUCAGAAGCCAUUGCAUCAGAAGCUACAUCAGAAGUAUUGACUGUACCAGAAGAAAAAAGAUUAGAGGAGUCUGAGGCCCAGAAUUUUCAACAGACUGCAUCAAUACAGCUUACUGACCCAGAGAAAAGAGAGGCAGAAACAAACCCUGAAGGGUUGCCCGCAUCACACUGUGCAGCGGAGAGCGGAUCGCAAGCCAGCUUGCCACAAGCGAACAGUGCUGAGAGCGGGAUGGUGCAAGACACUGCUGCAGUGCGAAGUGGAAGCCAAGUCCCACCCACCCAGACGGAUGCAUCCCAAGGGACUACUCCAGCAGAAACCAUCGAGCCAGUACAAAAACCAGUAGCAGAAGUUUCCAAACAGCCCAAAAUAGAAGAGAUCCCACAACGAAUUACGAGGAACCGGGCUCAGAUGCUGGCCAAUCAAAAUAAACAGAACACCGCAUCCACUGAGAGAGAGUUUCCUCCUGUUUCUGCACCUUCGACGCGGGCAAAAGGGCGAGUGACGGAGGAAGACGAUUCUCAAGCCCAACAUCCGCGCAAACGCAGGUUCCAGCGUUCCAGCCAGCAGCUACAGCAGCAGAUUAACACGUCCACCCAGCAGACGAGAGAGAUGAUCCAGCAAACCCUGGCCGCUAUCGUAGAUGCUAUAAAACUGGAUGACAUUGAGCCCUACCACAGCGACCGAUCGAAUCCAUACUUCGAGUAUCUUCAGAUCAGAAAAAAGAUUGAAGAGAAGCGGAAAAUCCUCUGCUACAUUACUCCCCAAGCUCCCCAGUGCUACGCUGAGUAUGUCACCUACACGGGGUCCUAUCUGUUGGACGGCAAGCCUCUAAGCAAACUUCACAUUCCUGUGGCUCCAAUGAGCGACUGUCCAAUAAGUGGCGACCACCUGGCAGGAGCAAACAGGUAUUUCUCUGACCCGCUCCACUGCCGGAGUUUGCCAGUUCAGCUGCACCAAUAGCCCAACACUUCCAGUCAGGACACAUGGCUCCCGGCCCCGGGGGCCGGUUCUGGAUUUGACUAACAUGUUCCAUUUCAUGUCCUGCGGCGGUUGAAUGGAGAAGUACCACAGGCAGUGUAGCCCUGGUGCUGCCUUUUCUCCCCAGAGCAAGGCUGGAUUCUGUACAAGUGCAGACGGGAGGCUUUCCCGUGGUUAAAAUAAAAUAGUACCUGGGCCUUCCCGGAAACAGAACCCUCAGGGGACGUCCUUGGGAAAUCAGCCCACGUUCUUGCCAUUUGAAAGUUGCGGUUCUGGUAGGAAACGUGGCCGGAGAUGUGUGCCAGCCCCCUGCCUGUUCUGCUGAAGCCAGGCGUCUCUUCUCUGGCGCGUUCCACGAGGAACCUGAGAAGUGAGCCCUGGAACACCUGCCCGGCCCCCGUUGAAGCCAGUUGGGCUCAGCACAGAGUUCGUCUGCAUUCAUCGUAUUGCAGGACCAGGGCCUGAGCUGUUGCCCGUUCUAUCAGCUGUGAAAUCGGAAGCAUUGUAGGUGACUGGCAGAGCUGUUUGGCCCAAAGCACAGCAGCCACCCAGCUUUCUGCUCUGCACUGCGCUGUCUGAGCGUGUGAUUGUGCUCAGUGUGAACAGGAAAUUAUGGGAGGGUUGUAGUUUUACCUCCGCUCUACAUCGGUGGGGUCUCCUGCUUGCUGCAAGCCCCAAGCGGGGUUUGACUAAGGAGAUGCUGGCCGCCGUGAGUGGGGACUCAGCUGCUCCCCCCGCCCCUCCGUAAUGCUUUGCAGCUGCGUGUGUCUCAUGCUGUUCAUCAGAGGACCCAAAGUGCUUCAUGAAGUGUCCUCAGGAUGCCCCGAAAGGGUGGGCAGGUGAAAGCAUGUGGUGAUGGAAGCCCCACCCGCAAGCACUGUGCCCACCUCUGCGCACACAGCCUCUCUUGCCCUGCUCUGCAUUCCCCCGCGCUGCCUGGGCACAGCUAGCUGCAGGAGAUUGUCCUGCAUGGGAAGGCAGUACAGCCGUACAGUGGGUGACAUGUGCCAUCUCCCUGGCAACGGAAGGCUUUGGCAACCCGUCCUCGGCCUAAGGGCACUCACUACAUAGCUGCACCUGAACCUUGGGCCCCCGUAUAGCAGCUGAGAGCGCUGGCCCCAUUUCAGCAAGCCCAAAGCAACUUCAAGGGUAAGGAACAGCUCUGCCUUGUGCCACCAGUGGUAACCGUCUGUGC